CGUCUUCCCUGCGAAACCUCUCCCUCCGUCGCCGGGGAAAACCGCUCUCACAGUUCUACGCUAACCUGCGAAUUGAUGGGGAUUGGUGGCGGAGAAAUGGAAGUGGACAGUGUAUUUAUUGGAGCAGGUUGUAACAGAGUAGUUAACAACGUGUCGUGGGGAGCUUGUGAUUUGGUCUCCUUUGGUGCUCAGAACGCUGUGGCUAUUUUCUGCCCUAAGACUGCUCAGAUUGUUACUACACUUCCGGGGCACAAAGCAUAUGUGAAUUGCACGCAUUGGUUGCCGGCGAGCAAGUUUGCGUUUAAAGCUAGGCAUUUGGAAAGUCAUUAUCUGUUGUCUGGAGAUGCUGAUGGAACCAUCAUUUUGUGGGAGCUUUCGUUGUUUGAUAAGAAGUGGAAGAAUGCACUGGAAGUACCAGAAAAACACAAAAAAGGUGUCACGUGCCUCUCAGCAAUUAUGAUAUCUCGUAUGGAAUUUAUGUUUGUAUCCUCGUCGUCUGAUGGUGUUGUGAAUGUGUGGGAACUAAUUCUUCCAUCCAGCUCCGGUGGUGAAUGCCAGUUGACAUGUGUCGACUCAAUUCUUGUUGGUAAAAAACCUAUGGUUGCUCUUUCACUUGCGGAAUUGCCUGGAAGCGACAGGCAUCUAGCAUUGGCUAUGGGCGGGUUGGAUAACAAAAUUCACAUAUACAGCAGCGAGAGAUCAGUAAAAUUCUCUCCUGCCUGUGAACUUAAAGGGCACACGGAUUGGGUUCGUAGUCUUGAUUUUUCAUUACCUGUGUAUACAAAUGGUGAAACAUCUGUCUUUCUUGUGAGUUCAGCUCAAGACAAAGGGAUACGCAUAUGGAAGAUGGCUUUACAAGCGUCUCUAGCUGAUAACAGAAAAGAAGAAAUCAGCUUGGCUUCUUACAUUAAAGGCCCCAUAUUUUCAGCCGGUUCAUCUUCUUAUCAGAUAUCUCUGGAAUCCCUCCUCAUUGGUCAUGAGGAUUGGGUGUACUCAGUUGCAUGGCAGCCUCCCAAAAUCUCAACUAUUGCUGGCGACGAAUCCCAUCAGCCUCUGAGCAUUUUAUCCGCAUCCAUGGACAAGACUAUGAUGGUGUGGCAACCCGAGAAGACUACUGGCAUAUGGAUGAAUAUGGUUACUGUUGGGGAAUUGAGUCAUUGUGCUUUGGGAUUCUACGGCGGUCAAUGGUGCCCAACAGGACGCUCUAUUUUAGCUCAUGGCUAUGGAGGAUCUUUUCAUCUCUGGAAAAAUGUUGGUAUCGACUUUGACGAUUGGAAACCACAGAAAGUCCCUUCAGGGCACUUUUCAGCAGUGUCAGACAUUUCCUGGGCGAGGCAAGGCAACUAUAUCCUAUCUGUUAGUCACGACCAAACGUCGAGAGUAUUUUCCACUUGGUUCGAUGACUCGUCUGGGAAAGAAGCCUGGCAUGAAAUUGCACGCCCUCAAGUUCAUGGCCACGAUAUUAACUGUGUGACAUUAAUACGAGGAAAAGGGAAUCACCGUUUCGUAAGUGGGGCUGAGGAGAAAGUUUCCAGAGUGUUCGAAGCCCCUCUUUCAUUUCUAAAGACAUUGAAUUAUGCUACUCGUUCACAGAACUCUAGCAGCGCCGAUGAACUGCCCACAACUGUGCAAAUUCUUGGUGCAAAUAUGUCUGCACUAGGCUUAUCACAGAAGCCAAUCUACGUCCAAGCCUCAGGUGAAUCUAAAGAAAGGAGUAACAAUGAAGGCAUCGAUUCACUUGAAACUAUUCCAGAAGCAGUUCCAGUUGCGUUGACCGAGCCACCCAUCGAGGAGCAGCUGGCAUGGCACACAUUGUGGCCAGAGUCGCACAAGCUCUACGGGCAUGGAAAUGAACUAUUUUCCAUAUGCAGCGACCACGACGGAAAGCUAGUUGCUUCAUCCUGCAAGGCACAAUCAGCAAAUGUCGCAGAAAUAUGGCUAUGGCAAGUAGGCUCGUGGAAAGCCGUUGGCCGGUUGCACUCCCACACAUUAACAGUGACGCAGUUGGAAUUCUCCCACGACAACCGUUUCCUUCUGUCCGUCUCCAGGGAUCGCCAUUUUUCAGUUUUUGCUAUUAAACAGACUGGAAUGGAUGAAAUCAGUCACGAGCUGGUCGUCAAGCAAGAAGCCCAUAAACGCAUAAUAUGGGCGUGCUCUUGGAACCCAUUCAGCAACGAGUUUGCAACCGGUUCAAGAGACAAGACUGUGAAGAUCUGGGGACUGGAAAAUGGGUCGUCGGUUAAGCUGUUCUCGACUCUUCCGACAUUCAAGAGCAGCGUCACUGCACUAUCCUGGCUGGGCAUCGAAAGACAAAGGAAUCACGGGCUCCUUGCGGUGGGAAUGGAAAGUGGUCUGAUAGAGCUGUGGAGCAUUGUCCAUUCCAAGAAUGAAGAUGGUCUUAGUGUAAUAAGCUCCGAUCUCGCUGUUCGGCUCAAUCCUUAUUUGUGCCAUGCAUCUGCCGUGGGACGGUUGAGGUGGAAGACGCCGGAGAAGAGCAACGAUGAGGAAGAUUCCGUGCAGCUUGCAUCUUGUGGAGCUGAUCAUUGUGUUAGGAUAUUUCAGGUGAGAUUUUGAUUUUUCGACUCUUAUGUUGUUUUUGUAUGAAAUUUUGGGGAUGCUUUGGGACUUUGGUUAUGUAUUUUGUUUGAUAUUUAUAUGUUGUCGCCUUGUGUAAAUUGGAAGUUGGGUUUUGGUUCUGGUC
Molecule: messenger RNA, 2701 nt
Organism: Andrographis paniculata
Lineage: Eukaryota; Viridiplantae; Streptophyta; Magnoliopsida; Lamiales; Acanthaceae
Product: elongator complex protein 2
Exons: 10
Coding region: 76-2574 (832 amino acids)
Biological process (GO): tRNA wobble uridine modification
Cellular component (GO): elongator holoenzyme complex
Molecular function (GO): protein binding
Source: RefSeq, a predicted model, not a curated record